This is a messenger RNA of Rotaria sp. Silwood2, 693 nucleotides long. The record is from the annotation of a GenBank genome assembly. Lineage: Eukaryota; Metazoa; Rotifera; Eurotatoria; Philodinida; Philodinidae.
AUGAGUUCUAUAUCGAAAGCAUCAAGUCGAUCAUCAUCAUCAGGUUUUUCAUCGAUUGUAAAAAAACCAUUUUCACCGACUACAACUUUACAAACAGUACUUAAUAUACAACGAGCUGAUAUAAAUGCUCGUGCAAUAUUUUGUGGUGAACAAGAUUAUCGUUUAAAUGAAUUACGUCGUAUGACUUGUGCUAUUAUUGAUCUUACCGUAGUUCAAGAUACAAAACGUCUAUUUGAACGAGUUAAUUGGACAAUAUCACAUCAUAAUAGAGAUGUUCGUGAUUUUGUUGUACGCCGUCUUAAUUAUUGGAUGCAACAAACACAAAUUACUUGUGAUAUGGCUUAUGAUGAUGCUAUUUUUCUACAAGAAACACAUGAAAAAAAAAUGAAAAAACCACAACGACCACCACUUUCAGCAGCUAAUUUUGGCCGUCGAAAUCGAACACGAAGUCUAACUCAAUCAGAUAUUACAGAUUUGAAUUCAAAACGUGAUCAUACACCUAGUACACCAUCAGCUUCAUCAUAUAAAUGUGAUACACCUUUUACAGGUCUUCUUGGUCGAACACUAUUAAAUCGUGAUUCACAAUAUACUAAUCGUGAAAAAUUAUUUACACCUCGUAAAGAUAUUCCUCAAACUAAAGAAAUAUUAUCUAAUCAUGCAACUGAAUAUGUAAGUGAUGAAGAACAUUUAUAA